AUAAAGUGAAAAAAAAAAUCUGUGUUUUGCUUAUCCCAAUGAAGUAAUACUUUGGAGUACCCAUCAGUGUGAUUUUUGUGGUUGAUGACACUUCAAGCGUGCGAAGGAGAUUUAGCAAUGGCUGCUGAUAGACCUACUCCCAAAGGGGUACUUUGUAAUGCUGGUGCUGGUGCCGCUGCUGGAGUAAUUGCUGCUACUUUUGUGUGCCCUUUAGAUGUUAUUAAGACUAGGCUGCAGGUUCAUGGGCUGCCGAAGCUAGGAAAUGCUAAUGUUAGAGGUAGUCUUAUAGUUGGGAAUUUGGAGCAUAUAUUUCAAAAAGAGGGGUUGCGUGGAAUGUACAGAGGGCUUUCCCCAACAGUGCUAGCAUUACUUCCAAACUGGGCGGUGUAUUUUACUAUAUAUGAUCAGCUGAAAAGAUUUCUUGGCUCUGAUGAUGGAAGUCAUCAACUCACGAUAGGUGCAAACAUGUUAGCUGCUUCUGGUGCCGGAGCUGCAACCACAAUUGCAACAAAUCCUCUCUGGGUUGUGAAGACACGUCUUCAGACUCAAGGAAUGAGAACAGGCUUUGAGCCUUACAGGGGUACAUUAUCUGCUUUAAGGAGAAUAGCAUAUGAAGAGGGUAUUCGUGGGUUGUACAGCGGUCUGGUGCCUGCUUUGGCUGGUGUUAGUCAUGUUGCUAUCCAAUUUCCAACUUAUGAGAAAAUUAAGAUUUACUUGGCCAAGCGAGCUAACACUUCAACGGAUAAACUUGGGGCCCCUGAUGUUGCCGUUGCAUCAUCAGUCUCCAAAAUAUUUGCUUCUACAUUGACAUAUCCACAUGAGGUUGUACGUUCAAGGCUUCAAGAGCAGGGGCGCCAUUCUGAAAAACGGUACUCUGGUGUAGUUGAUUGCAUUAAGAAAGUCUUUCAUCAAGAAGGCAUCGCUGGCUUUUACCGUGGUUGUGCAACCAACCUAAUCCGAACUACCCCUGCAGCUGUUAUCACAUUUACCAGUUUUGAGAUGAUUCACCGCUUCCUUGUAACCAUGUUCCCCCCUGAUCCUCAUCCUCACACAUUGUAGGAUGGCAGGGCUUGAUUCAUCAUAGAAGAGGCAGUUUAGUUCAUCAAGUCCUUGAGCAAAGGCGACCGAUUCGUCUGCAUCAAUUUCCUCAUCGAUUGUGUAUCUUGUUUCUUAUUAGCUGUCAUAGCAUCAUAGAAAAGCCAUUUUGGCCAUUGUGAUACAGAUUUAGUAUACCAUUUAUAUACUGAAAUUGAUGAUGAUGAUGAUGAUAAAAGGAGCUGAAAUGUAGGAACACUAGAAACUAUACUGAGGUUUCAAAAAUUGAAUAUUAAUCGAACUUUUGAGGCGUUUACUCUUUGGGCUUUCCAGCUUA
Molecule: messenger RNA, 1372 nt
Organism: Solanum pennellii
Lineage: Eukaryota; Viridiplantae; Streptophyta; Magnoliopsida; Solanales; Solanaceae
Product: nicotinamide adenine dinucleotide transporter 1, chloroplastic
Exons: 10
Coding region: 85-1059 (324 amino acids)
Biological process (GO): NAD transmembrane transport
Molecular function (GO): NAD transmembrane transporter activity
Source: RefSeq, a predicted model, not a curated record